GUGGCAUUAUGGCAUGCCGUGCUACCUUUGCCCAGCAACUGUUUUUAUUAUUUUAAAAAGGUGGGGAAGAGGAAGACUAAAACAUAAGUAUCACUAGCAGGCACCUGCUUCAUUGUAAAACUUCUGUACAGGUUUGGCUUUGGAACAAACAAUAAAAAUGGCUAAGUGGAGUAGCUGCAUCAUAGUGAUGAAGUUUCUCUGUGUGGCGUUCUUCUCAAAUGCACAUUCUGUUACUGUAUCUGAAGCCAAGACCCUCAAAGGUUCCCAGAGACAUCUUCUGGGGGUGACAGGUCCCUUAGCCACAAACACAACUUUAACAGAAGCAGGGAGCCCACAGUCUCCCCAAUGGUCCUAUCUGGCGUUAGGAUUGGGCACACUCCUCCUCCUCUCCCUCCUCAUUGUUAUGGCUGUGAAGUUUCGGCUCUUUCACCGCUUUCUGGCCAGCUACAGGCACUCCCUGCUCCAGGAGACAGACGGGGUCAGUCAGUAUAGCCCGGAGGACGUCUCAUUUCCAAACGUGUCCGGUCAAAUGGGAGUGGUGGGAGGCACUCAGAGGGGGGUGGAGGAUGACGACGACGGCUUCAUCGAGGAUAACUACAUCCAAACCAGUGAGAAAGACAGGGCUGAGAGAGAAAGCAGGGAAGGGGAGGAGGAGGAAGACAGCGAUGAUGAUCUGCAGUUCACCAUUGGUUGAUUAUAAUCAGAAUUACUGAAAAACCGCUGGUUCACAACUGAGAUGAGCAUUUUCUGUCUGUGGUUUACGAAGAAUUCUGUCAGACAUUAAUGUGUGGUUUUGCACCCAUUUGAUGAUACACUUUGCAAUUCAUGCAUUUCUCAUUUGACCCAUGUCAUGAGUAGUUUAACUUUGCUCUGUUUGAAACCUCCAGCUCAUUAAAAUGAUUCAGUGUAGUUACGACACACUACGCAAAACCAGCUACAAACACUUUAUCAAACUGGGAAGGCCAGUUUUUACUGUACUGGGUUUUUAUUUAACUAGACGAGGUAUGUAUAAUCUGGUAAUAAAGUUGAUUAGCUUGCAGUUGCUUUCCUUAUAUGUACUCUGACCGUGCUUCUUUUAAAGUCACAAUGUUUCCUUUUGUUGCACAAUUUAAAUUAUUUUAUUUGAAGAUGUUAUUUACAACUCUGCCUUGAAGAUUAAAGCAGUGGUCUAUAACCGUUGUAUGAAGAGCUUAAAAAUCACACAAAAUUAUUGUUUGUACUUUGUUCCACUUUUGCAGCAUAAACACUUUAAAACAGUUUAAUGUACAUGUCAAAAACAGAAAGGUGUACUUUUAAGUCUCAUUUAAAUUUCCUGCCUAGGUGAUCGUGGUUUAAAAAUGAAAAAAUGACUAACACUCCAUCAUAUUCCUUAUAGUCUUAUUGAUCACGUGUUUUGGCUGGCAUAUUUAUGAAAUCUUCUAUCCGAAUAAAUUCAUUCAUUCCUUAAAAUCUGAA
Messenger RNA from Girardinichthys multiradiatus, 1455 nucleotides. RefSeq names its product type III endosome membrane protein TEMP-like. The transcript has 3 exons. The coding region runs from base 158 to 694 and encodes 178 amino acids. The record is from RefSeq and is a predicted model, not a curated record. Lineage: Eukaryota; Metazoa; Chordata; Actinopteri; Cyprinodontiformes; Goodeidae.